Microthlaspi erraticum is the source of this 2019-nucleotide messenger RNA. The record is from the annotation of a GenBank genome assembly. NCBI's taxonomy places the organism in Eukaryota, Viridiplantae, Streptophyta, Magnoliopsida, Brassicales, Brassicaceae.
AUGAGAAAACCACCAAGGAGAGGAGGAGGUGCGAUGGCAAUGGCGAUGGAGAAGUCUAGCUCAAAGUACAGAACACAGUUCUGGUACGUCGCAAUGGCUUCUUUCCUCCUCUGGCUUUUCUUGCUUUACCUUUUCAAUUCCUCGGCAACAACCGUUCACAACCACGAGAGAUUGUUCCGUCGAGAAAACGUCAUCGAUCUCGGCGUCGACGUUCCUAAACAACCUGAAUCCGAUCAAGCACCUCUUGUUACCUCCGUCGUCGCUGAUAACAACACUGCUCUUCCUCUCUCCACCGUUGAUUCUUCUCCGAAAGAUCUGAUUUCCGAAGACGCCAAGGUUGUGAAUGAUCUCGUUGAGGAACUUGAGAAAGAAACGGUAGAGAAUGAGAAGAAGAGUGGUGGUGAUGAUUCGGUUUCCAUCACUAAACCGAGGGAAGGACAUCGGGAUUCGCGAAAGGCGAGACUUGAAGAAGAUAUGAGAAGGGUUCGUCGUAGUAAUGAGGAUGAUGAGAGCAAUGUUGAUGAUAACAACGAUUUGGAGAUCAAGAAAUUGUCCAAUGACCUAGAAGAUGAUGAUCACACCUCUCAAGUAGUGUCCGAGCCAAAAACUCAAAGAAAUUUCGCAGCCAAUAACAGCAUUUCCGUGGCCAAGAACCGAGUAAGCUCAAGGAGAAGAGUCCCGAGAGUUAUAGCACGACCAAGAACGCGACGUAACGAUCCAUGCGCAGGCAAAUACGUGUACAUGCACGAUGUUCCAGCUUUGUUCAACGAAGAGCUUCUCAAGAACUGCUGGACGUUGAGUAGGUGGACGGAUAUGUGCGAGCUAACGUCGAAUUUCGGUUUAGGCCCUCGUCUACAGAACAUGGAAGGAGUCUCUGGUUGGUUUGCUACAAACCAGUUCACAUUGGAAGUGAUAUUCCACAACAGGAUGAAACAGUAUAAGUGCUUGACCAAAGACUCGUCUAUGGCUUCUGCGGUUUAUGUUCCUUACUAUCCCGGUUUAGACUUGAUGCGGUUUCUUUGGGGACCUUUCCCUUUCAUGAGAGAUGCUGCGGCUCUUGAUCUGAUGAAGUGGCUGAGGGAGAGCCCGGAGUGGAAGAGACUGGACGGCCGAGAUCAUUUCAUGGUCGCUGGUCGUACCACUUGGGACUUUAUGCGUACACCUGAGAAUGAAUCCGAUUGGGGUAACAGGUUAAUGAUCUUACCGGAGAUAAGAAACAUGACGAUGUUACUAAUCGAAUCAAGUCCAUGGAACUACCAUGGAUUCGCGGUUCCAUACCCGACUUACUUCCACCCUUCAAGCAACGCAGAGAUACUCCAAUGGCAGAGCAGAAUGAGAAGGAUCAAACGUCGUUACCUAUUCUCUUUCGUAGGUGCACCGCGUCCACAGCUCGGUGACAGCAUAAGAACAGAGAUCAUGGACCAAUGCAAAGCAUCAAGAAGGAAAUGCAAGCUUCUUGAAUGCGUUUCCGGUUCUCAAAAAUGCUACAAACCGGACCAGAUCAUGAAGUUCUUCUUGAGCUCAACGUUCUGUCUCCAACCUCCAGGAGACUCCUACACUCGCCGGUCCACUUUCGACUCCAUCUUAGCCGGUUGCAUACCGGUUUUCUUCCAUCCGGGAUCGGCUUACGCGCAGUACAUAUGGCAUUUACCGAAAGAUAUAGGGAGAUACUCAGUUUUUAUACCGGAGAAGAGUGUUAAAGAAGGUAAAGUGAGUAUAGAGAAGGUUUUGAGUCGGAUACCUAGAGGGAAAGUUAUGAAGAUGAGAGAAGAAGUAAUAAAGCUGAUACCGAGGCUGAUGUAUUUUAAUCCUUCGGGUAAGAGAGAAGACGCGGGGAGGUUUGUAGAUGCGUUUGAUGUUGCUGUGGAAGGAGUGUUGCAGAGAGUUGAGAGGUUGAGGAAGAGGAUAGAGGAAGGUUAUGAAGAGAUUUUUGAUUUUCCGGAGCAGUAUUCUUGGAAAUAUAAUGUGUUUGGGAAUGUUAAGAGGCAUGAGUGGGAUUCUUACUUCGAUAGGCCUUGA